UCCUCACAAAAAUCAAGCUGUCAGGUAGAUGAGUAAGCCAAGACAGGGAGGAAAAAGAGGAAAAUCCUGCAAAGUUCGCUUUUCCAGCUGCUUGCACGAUAAAACACACAAAAAGGUGUCAAUACUCGGAUUUCCACCGCGUUUCCUGUGCUGUGCAAUUCUCCCCCCAAACCUGCUCGCAAUUGGAGUGAGUCGUUCGAAGAAUCGUAGACGGCCCGAAACUUUACCGACUGUACAUCCACGGCGCUACACGGGUGGUACUGACCGCACCACAGCAAUAUGGCAGGUUUGAACGACAAUCCGUUCGGUGAGCCGGAGAUCGACAAUCCGUUUGCGGAUCCUUCUAUACAGCAGAUCACGAGAAACACUACAAGCUUGCAACAGACCCUCGACGACUACCGACCGUUCGACAAUGAUCGGAAUGUGCUGGGAAACGGUAGUGGCGCUAACCAACCGGCUACACUACAUCCGUCCACACAGUCCCCACCAGUGUACAACCAAAGUGGAGCCCAGUUUCAAACCAACAGCAAUGGUGCGAUGACCGCGAGCGGAAGCAAACCCGACGGUAUGACACAGAUCUCUACCGCGGAGCUAGAGAAUCUUCGGCGUGCCCAGGAAGAGUUGGAGCGCAAAACGCGCGAACUGGAACGCCGGGAGGCGAAUAUGAUGCGUAGCACGAACGGGCAACCAAACAACUGGCCACCGUUGCCAUCGUUCUGCCCGAUGCAACCAUGCUUCUACCACGACAUCAGCCUAGACAUUCCGUCCGAGUUUCAGAAGACGGUGACCCGGCUCUACAAGCUGUGGAUGUUCUACGCGCUCGUGAUGGUGGUAAACAUUCUCGGCGGGCUGGUCAUACUGAUCCAUUCGGGCGAGUUCCGCACGUUCGGGUUAAGCAUCUUCUAUGCCGUGCUGUUUACGCCGGCAUCGUUCCUGUGCUGGUAUCGCCCAGCGUACAAAGCCUUCAAGACGGACUCGAGCUUCAACUUCAUGAUGUUCUUCUUCAUCUUUUCCUUCCAAGCGCUCGUAACCACCAUACAGACGAUCGGGUUUCCCGGUUCGGGCACGUGCGGCAUUAUUAUGGCGGUGGAACAGUUUAGCGCGGGCUGGGGCGUCGUGGUUGGCCUGUUUCUGAUGUGCAUAGCCCUUGCGUACGGCGCCUGUGCUGCCGGCAACAUUUUCAUGCUCACAAAGAUCCAUCAAAUCUACCGUUCCGGUGACAAAAUGACGAUGGGCAAGGCGCGCGAAGAGUUCCAGACCCAGUUUAUGAGCAACUCGAUCGUACGGGAUGCGGCAGCCGGUGCGGCCCGUGCCUCCGUUCAGAGCACCAUGAACAGCCCAUAUUGAACAAAAACCGUACACCGGGCGAUGAACACUCGGCUCCUCGAUUCUCUCCUCUUGUGCGCAACCCAUCCGGCCGGAUAGACACAGAGGCCCGCGGACACACGCGGACCAAGCUUCAACGAACGAGCUCAAACUAGAGAGAGAUACAUGCUGCCCGCGGAUGCGUUGUUGCUUCCCUUUCAAAUAGGAACGUCCUUAAUGGUGUGGUGUGUGGAUGUGUGUUUGCUAUGUAAUCCAACUCUGGCAUGGCUCCCGGUCCAGUUCCCAUAAACCCGUCUAUCGGUGGUACCUUUCUCACUAGUUCAAUGUCCUCUGGCAGCUCGGUAAGGUUCUGUAACCUACCACCUACGAGGAGGUUCGCUCCCUUCCCUCUUACUUCCAAUCCCUGCUGCUGCUGCUGCCAUUUUGUGUUUUGCUUCUCGCCGAUUGGCACUCACCUCACAUACAAUUGGCCACACACUCGGAAUCUCGGGAAUGCUUAUCAGAAAAAAAGGGGGGCAAACUUUGAGGGGAUUUUAGUUUAGCAGUGAACGUAACGACAUUCCCCACUUAUAUUCCCAUCAACGCACCUAACAGUUGCAAACCAAUUGAAUGUGUUUUACUUUUAUGGAUGGAUAGCGAGUAAGAUGAUUACCAUUGCACAUUCAGAGAGCCAAAGUCGUAACUUUCCAUGCGUUUUUUGUUUGGUUUUUUGGUGUAUUGCACUGGUCGCAAGUGUACAACUAUGGUACUAAUAGUAAGAACAGAACAGACACACUCACGUGUGCUAAAGCAAACAGAUUGAUGGAUGUGUUAACCCCCCUAAAAUAACCGAAGUGGCAUGAGCAGCACGUGUCGCGUUCCCGAUCAUUUACACCAUUUGUAAUGGGGCUAGCGGUUACCGCGAUAGUAAUGUAACAAACAAACAACAAAAAUCAAACCAAAAACACAUUCAUUACAUUAUCUUCAAACGUAUUCUUCAACCCACAUUACUUAAUAAUGGCAUUUAGGAAAAAAAAAACAUUACGAAAUCAUUAUUGUGAAUGGGGCAGGAGAAAGUUGUUUAAAAAGGAUGUGAAAUUUAUUGCUGGAUGUAAAAGCGUUCAAAUGCUGCUGCUAAAUACGACGAUUUAAAUGGUGGAAUAAAACUAUUAUCCGUACCCUUGCGUGGCGAGACGAUUCCGAA
Anopheles stephensi (Asian malaria mosquito) is the source of this 2509-nucleotide messenger RNA. It is a transcript of the gene Scamp, whose product is annotated as secretory carrier-associated membrane protein 5A. Gene Ontology annotation, biological process: protein transport. Lineage: Eukaryota; Metazoa; Arthropoda; Insecta; Diptera; Culicidae. The transcript is spliced from 8 exons. The record is from RefSeq and is a predicted model, not a curated record. The coding region runs from base 280 to 1347 and encodes 355 amino acids. Gene Ontology annotation, cellular component: trans-Golgi network membrane; recycling endosome membrane.